Molecule: messenger RNA, 3936 nt
Organism: Solea solea (common sole)
Lineage: Eukaryota; Metazoa; Chordata; Actinopteri; Pleuronectiformes; Soleidae
Gene: cavin1a
Product: caveolae associated protein 1a
Exons: 2
Coding region: 309-1574 (421 amino acids)
Biological process (GO): transcription initiation at RNA polymerase I promoter; termination of RNA polymerase I transcription
Cellular component (GO): caveola; cytoplasm
Molecular function (GO): rRNA primary transcript binding
Source: RefSeq, a predicted model, not a curated record
CAGAGGCAUUUGAGCCAGGGCACACAUGCCUCAGCUGUGAGAGGCCCUUCACCCCUUGGCUGGCUGGCAUCCCAGAGCAGAGGCAGAGAGAGACAGAGACGGUAGAGUGUGAGAGACGGAGGGUGAAGAGAAAGUUAAAGUGUAAAAAGUAGACUAGGUGGAGGCAAACAAGUGCUGGAGAAAGUUGUCGAUUGAAGAUUGGGAAAAGCGCCGGGGCCUGAGUUUGUGAUAAUUGUGGCUGAGGUUGUUUUUUCACUUGUGUAUUCUGUAGUUAGUGUGCAAGUGGUUUGUAUUUGGAGUUGACAGCCAUGGCGGACACAGGUGUCAAGAAGGAGCACUCAGCUCUGGCAGAGGUGUCUUAUGAUGAUGAUGACGAGGUCGCUCUGGUGGCUGCUGCCACUGAGCCGGCCGUCGAUGAUGAUGACCCUGAUGAGGAUGCCGACCUGGUGCAGGUCACUGGGGGCAAGAGUGAAGCCCAGAUGAACGGGGUCUUGGUUCUCUCUCUGCUAGACAAGAUUAUCGGGGUGGUAGACCAGAUCCAGCAGACCCAGCAGGGCCUCGAGGCCCGGCAGGAAGCCAUGGAGAAGUCCGUGUCAUCCAUCCAAGGGGAGCUUUCCAAGUUGACCAAGACUCAUGUCGGCACCACCAACACUGUCAAUAAAAUGCUGGAGAAAGUACGCAAAGUCAGUGUCAAUGUCAAGAUGGUGCGCAGCAACCUGGAGAAGCAGGCUGGCCAGAUCAAGAAGCUGGAGAGCAACGAGAGUGAGCUGCUCAAGAGACGCAACUUCAAAGUCCUCAUCUACCAGGACAAAGUAAAGGCACCAAAUGCAUCAAAAACCAAGACAGGGGAGACAGUUGUUGAAGGUAAUGCAGUGGAAGGUCUUCAGCAGAUACCUGAGGAGGGACAGGAAGGACCUCCAGCCAAUCUCAAUUCAGAUGAGGAGGUAGAGAUUGAGGAGAUUAUUGAAGAGUCUCGUACCAAGCGCAUCCAACGCUCCACCAAGCAGCAAGUGGACAACAUAAAGAAAGCCUUUUCCAAAGAGAAUAUGGAGAAGACCAAACUUAAGACAAAGGAGAACUUGGAGAAGACCAGACAGAGAACCCGCGAUAACCUAGAAAAGACGAGGCAAAAAACCCGAGACAAUCUGGAGAAAACCAAACACAACCUGGAGAAGAAGAUUGGCAAACUUGGGACCCGCGUCACCCCCAACCAGGAGCGCAGGGCGAAGAUGAAGAGCUCCAAAGACAAGGUGAGGAAGUCCCUAACCCCUGACCACACUGUCUAUGCCCGCUCGAAGACCUCUGUGUACCGCGUGCCCCCCUUCACCUUCCAUGUGAAGAAGAUCCGAGAAGGGGAGGAGGAGGUUGUGGAGAACACAGAGAUGGAGGAGGUGGCCGACACGGAGGGCCAACCAGAGGGAGAGGAGAACGGCCUUGGCGUGCACGUGGACGUGGAAGAAGGGGAGCUGGUGAAUGUAGACAGCCCAGGGAUGGAGGAGCUGUUGCAGGUGACCGAGGACUCUCAGCUGGUCAUGGUGGAGCCAGAUCGCCUUCAGAAGGCACAAAGGGAAUGAGCCUCCCAGCUCUGUAGAGAAAGUUUUGAAGAUGAAGAAAGGAAUGAUGUCUUGAUAAAUAAUUCUAAACACAAGGACACAAUAUUAGUCGUGGGGACUCUGUAGACUUGAUCACAAUCCAAGUGGUAUCCGUUGUUUUCUGUUCUCUUUUUACUGUACCCAAUACGGAUGACUUUCAUAUUUGCAACUUUUUGGCAUAUAAGUGAGAUAAACAUAACAAAAACAAAGCAAGCUUUUAAAACAUGAUGCAGGCUGAUAGCUUAGACAUGUAUGUUUAGAAUAUUUGUAGUUGGUUUGAUUAAUUGAGAAGUACAAAAGUGUAUAAAUAGUCUUUGCUGUUAAGAAGUACAUUAUAAUAUAUGAUAUGGUAACAGGAAGUUACACCAAUCUGCCACAAAAUUAAAAAUGGUAGCCGUUGUUGUGGCUGAUCGGUGUAUUUUAGAAUCAUUCAAGGAAAAUUAUUUAAUGUUUUUAAUUUAACUUUUUUCUAACAGGCCACAGAUAUACACCCAUGUGCCAUGGCACUAAAGCACUAAAAGUGAUGGUAACAGCAAGUUGUUGAAAGGGUUUCCACCAAUCUACCGUAACAAUAAAACUGGUAACCGGUUUUGCUGUUGUGGCUCAUCUUGGUGCACUGGUGCUUGAUGGUUUCAGUGACGCAAAGUGUAAAAAUAAAGCAAUUAUAACAUAGACAAAGAAGUAAGAUGGCAGGAGGAAAUAGUGAACAAUACCUCUUAUAAUUCACAAUGUGUUAGGGCAAAAGUGCUGAAGCAGGGUUUAUGCCUUAUUGUAAAAUGUGAUGCUUGUUUGUUGUCAUUGUUCUGUACUGUAAAUUACAAAUGUAAAGUACUGAAAAUGGAUGUGUAAAGAAGCAUGAAUUAUUCCCAAGUAAAUGACAAAACUAUUGUGACAAUCAUUACAAACAACUGAGUUUUUAAGUUAUACUAUACUACUGUAUGUAUCUCUUACGACUCCAGGAUCCUUAAAAGGUCCCUUAUUUUAGCCAUAACAAAAUGAGAUACUAAAAGUCGACAAUAACGAAAAUGUGGAUUGCAAACGUUGCUGUGAUUUAUUUUUUACAAUGCAUGCUUGAAAACACUGUAUUUAUCCACUGCGUCAUAUAUAUGUUUUUUAAAAGUUUAACAAAGCGCACUUCUGCACAAAGGAGAGGAAAAGAAACAAUGGCGUUGCCAUGGUUACGGCUCAUCCUAGUACACCUGCACGGCCCCAUUAAAGGUAAUUGCAGACAGAAGAAUUAGGGACUGAAGAGCAAUAUGACAGUUUAAUGACUGGCUUUUUUAACACGGGGAGAUGCAAAUGUCAUUCUAAAUGCAGUUUGAGGCUCACAGCUCGCUGCCAGGUAAGGUAAGAUGACUGGCAUGGUACUUUAACAAAUGCCAGAACACAGCAGCGGCAUUCUGCAAUUUUGCGCAAACAAGGAAUGUCCACCGUGAUGGAAGGAAACAAAAACAGUGACAGAAAAGUGAAGAAAACAAAUAUGAUUAUUAAUCUUGUAGAGAAGAUGUUUGUUGAGGAUUAGAAGGAAGCUACCUGGACUGUACUUGCUCUAAUGUAAAGUUUACAUAAAAAAGAAAAAACAAGAGGCAGCAUUCAAUCAUCAAAGCUGCUUUUGAUGAUGUAAAGCAGGGCCACAGAUGGUGAAUGUACAUAUAGAGGCUCCAUUUUCCUGCCUAGAAGCUGCAUGUGACCUUGAUGCACUGGUGUAGACACACCGAAGCUCCACUGUGUGUCAUGGAACACCAUUAAGAUAAUCAAUAGGCUGGGGGAUGCAAUUAAGGAGAGUGCUCCUUCUGAGCACUGAGCAAGGUAGAGAGAUGUCAGAGGGACAGACAGAAAGGAUGUGUGUGUGUGUGUGUGUGUGUGUGUGUGUGUGUGUGUGUUUGCGAUUGUGUGGACUAUGAUGCAAAGAAUCAGCCCAUGACAUCACAUUGUAUAAAUACAUUUAUUAUUGAUUUCCUUUAUACUACUAGAAAUACUAUUGAUUUCUUUUUUUGACAAAAAUCCUCCUCACAUUGACAUGCACAUCAAUCAGUGAAUCACUUGUAAGAUAUCGGUCCCUUUAAGAAAACGUGUGUUUUUGACAAAAUGUACAUUUUUAUAAGUUACUGGUUAUUUAAAAAAAAAAAAAAAAAACUGAACCAGCCUGCUGCAAGUGUGAUGUAGGUUAUGCACAGCUAAUAUGUGUCAUUUAAAGGAGAUUAGUUACAUAAAAGUGUUAAACAUGAUUACUAUAGGGAGCUUUUAUGCAUUUUCAGAAAACUAGGUUUGUCUUUUCUGUUGUGUAUAAGACCUAUUUUUGCCUAAUCACCUCAAUGCAAAUAAAAGCUUACUGAAAAAUGCA